AUGCAACAACAACAACAGCAGUUGAAGGCAGAAAACAGUAAAACCAAGACUAUGUUUCUGUCUCGGGCGCUGGAGAAGAUCCUGACGGAUCGGGAAGUAAAGAGGAGUCAACACAGCCAGCUGCGCAAAGCCUGUCAGGUGGCGCUGGAUGAAAUCAAGGCCGAGCUUGAGAAACAAAAGGAUGGCACAGUGGUUCCACCCAGAGCCAACUACAUUGAGGCUGACCAGUACGUGCUGCCUUUUGAAUUGGCUUGCCAAUCGAAGUCCCCCCGCAUAGUUAGCACCUCUUUGGACUGUCUGCAGAAACUAAUAGCGUACGGCCACAUAACAGGCAACGCUCCAGACAGCAGAAGCCCAGGCAAGAGGCUGAUUGACCGCUUGGUGGAAACGAUCUGCAACUGCUUCCAGGGCCCGCAAACUGACGAGGGAGUCCAGCUACAGAUCAUCAAGGCACUUCUGACAGCCGUGACCUCGCCACACAUUGAAAUUCACGAAGGCACAAUCCUCCUCACUGUCAGGACAUGUUACAAUAUCUACCUGGCCAGCCGGAACCUCAUCAACCAGACAACUGCCAAGGCCACGCUCACUCAGAUGCUCAAUGUCAUCUUCACGCGCAUGGAGAACCAAGCUGCUUUCGAGGCCCAGGAGCAAGAGAAGGACCGUCUACAUCUGCCCCAAAACAACCCCUCACCAGUCCCUUGUAGCCGGAGGUCUGGCUCCCCUCGGCUUGACCGUACACCCACCCCUGAGCCACAGAGUUCCCCAUCACCUGCAGCCAGUACUCCAGAUCUAAAUGCCACCAGUUCGACGUCACCACCUCCGCCUGAACUUGACCUAGACACACCCACAGUCAAUGGAGACUCAGAGAGCAAUUCCGUUUUUGAAGAUGAAAGCAGUGAGGCCCCUCCAGAAGUCCAGGGCGCUGAAGAAGUCAACACAGAUCCAGAAGCUGCGACUGAAGAUGAAGGAGAACAGCCACCUCAUACUGAUGAGCCCCCUGUCCAGCACAUUUUUGAGCAAACACGAGUUGCUCUCCCUCAAGCCGGCGGCGAGGCACUACAGAUGAACGGCAUCAUCGAAGACCGUUCCUCUGUUUCUUCAGCGGAAAUGUUGGAUGCAGAGACACUCCAAGGACCCCACAGCGCCUCCCGGUUCUCUCAUAUCCUACAGAAAGAUGCCUUCCUGGUUUUUCGCUCAUUGUGCAAACUUUCAAUGAAACCCCUUGCAGAUGGACCCCCAGAUCCAAAGUCUCAUGAGUUGCGGUCCAAGAUUGUGUCACUGCAGUUGCUGCUGUCUGUGCUGCAAGGUGCAGGGCCAGUGUUCCGCACCCAUGAGAUGUUCGUCAAUGCCAUUAAGCAGUAUUUAUGUGUGGCGCUGUCAAAAAAUGGCGUCUCCUCAGUGCCUGAGGUGUUCGAGCUCUCGCUGGCUAUCUUCCUCACACUGCUGUCCCACUUCAAGGUCCACCUGAAGAUGCAAAUUGAGGUGUUUUUUCGGGAGAUUUUUCUCACCAUUUUGGAAACGUCAACAAGCUCCUUUGAGCACAAGUGGAUGGUCAUCCAGACAUUAACACGCAUUUGUGCAGAUGCCCAGUGUGUGGUCGACAUUUACGUGAACUACGACUGUGACCUCAAUGCUUCCAAUAUCUUUGAGCGCCUCGUCAACGACUUGUCCAAAAUAGCUAUGGGCAGGAGUGGCCAGGAGCUGGGCAUGACGCCUCUGCAGGAGCUUAGCCUACGUAAAAAGGGCCUGGAAUGUCUGGUGUCCAUCCUCAAAUGUAUGGUCGAGUGGAGCAAGGACAUGUAUGUCAACCCAAACCUACAAGCCAACCUUGGCCAGGAUCCCCCGUCUGAGAGCGAGAUGGCAGAGUUGAAGCUUCCAGAGCAGCUUACUGGACGUCGAGACAGCAUCAGCUCCUUGGACUCCACGGUCUCGGCCAGUGUCACGUCAUCUCAGCCAGACCACCCGGAGCAGUACGAAGUCAUUAAGCAACAGAAGGACAUUAUAGAGCAUGGCAUCGAACUGUUUAACAAAAAGCCAAAACGGGGUAUCCAAUACCUGCAGGACCAGGGAAUGUUGGGUUCCUCAGUUGACAACAUUGCACAGUUUCUUCACCAGGAGGACAGAUUGGACACAACCCAGGUGGGCGAGUUCCUAGGAGAGAACAUAAAGUUGAAUAAAGAGGUGAUGUACUGCUACGUUGACCAGCUGGACUUCUGCGGGCGGGACUUUGUCUCAGCCCUUAGAGCCUUUUUAGAAGGUUUUAGACUGCCGGGUGAAGCCCAGAAGAUUGACAGGCUCAUGGAGAAGUUUGCUGCUCGAUACCUCGAGUGCAACCAGGGACAAACUUUGUUUGCCAGUGCAGAUACGGCUUAUGUGCUAGCCUAUUCCAUCAUUAUGCUCACCACAGACCUGCAUAGUCCUCAGGUGAAAAACAAGAUGACAAAGGAGCAGUACAUCAAGAUGAACCGUGGUAUUAAUGACAGUAAGGAUCUGCCUGAGGAGUAUUUAUCCUCCAUAUAUGAUGAAAUUGCCGGUAAGAAGAUAGCCAUGAAAGAGAGCAAAGAGUUCUUAAUCACACCCAAGUCCACCAAGCAAAGUGUAGCCAGCGAAAAGCAGCGUCGCCUGUUGUACAACAUGGAGAUGGAGCAGAUGGCUAAAACUGCUAAGGCUCUGAUGGAGGCAGUGAGCCACGCUCAAGCCCCUUUCUUUAGCGCUACACACCUGGAGCAUGUCCGGCCCAUGUUUAAGCUGGCAUGGACCCCUUUGUUGGCAGCAUUUAGUGUUGGUCUCCAGGACUGUGAUGACCCAGAGGUGGCCUCACUAUGUCUGGAGGGCAUUCGGUGUGCCAUUAGGAUAGCCUGCAUCUUCACCAUGCAGCUAGAGCGAGAUGCCUAUGUCCAGGCCCUAGCCAGGUUCACCCUUCUAACAGCCAGCUCCAGCAUCACUGAGAUGAAACAAAAGAACAUUGACACCAUCAAGACCCUAAUUACUGUGGCACACACAGAUGGAAACUACCUGGGCAACUCCUGGCAUGAGAUCCUCAGGUGCAUUAGUCAACUGGAACUAGCUCAAUUGAUUGGCACUGGAGUGAAGACGCGCUACAUAUCAGGAGUGGUUAGAGACAAAGACACCACCAUCAAGGGCUUACCCUCUGGCACAGAGGAAUUCAUGCCCCUUGGACUCGGUAACCUGGUGGGAAAUCAGGACAAGCGUCAAAUGGCUCACCUCCAAGAGUCAGUGGGAGAAACCAGCUCUCAGAGUGUUGUCGUAGCUGUUGACAGGAUCUUCACAGGUUCAACAAGACUGGAUGGAAAUGCGAUUGUGGACUUUGUGAGAUGGCUGUGCGCAGUUUCCAUGGACGAGCUGGCCUCGGCACAUCAGCCCAGAAUGUUCAGCCUGCAGAAGAUAGUGGAAAUCUCCUACUACAAUAUGAAUCGCAUCAGGCUGCAGUGGUCUCGAAUCUGGCAGGUCAUAGGGGACCACUUUAAUAAGGUUGGCUGUAACCCCAAUGAAGAUGUAGCCAUCUUUGCAGUGGACUCGCUGCGUCAGCUCUCCAUGAAAUUCUUGGAAAAAGGAGAGCUGGCCAACUUCCGCUUUCAGAAAGACUUUCUUAGGCCUUUUGAGCACAUCAUGAAAAAAAACAGAUCUCCCACAAUCAGAGACAUGGUGAUCAGGUGUGUUGCACAGAUGGUCAACUCCCAGGCAGCUAACAUCCGAUCAGGCUGGAAGAACAUCUUCUCCGUAUUUCACCAGGCAGCCUCUGACCAUGAUGAGUCCAUAGUGGAGCUUGCCUUUCAGACGAGCGGCCACAUCGUCAUGAAUACAUUCCGGGAGCAUUUUGCUGCUGCAAUUGAUUCCUUCCAAGAUGCGGUCAAGUGCCUGUCCGAGUUCGUGUGCAACGCAGCUUUCCCGGACACCAGCAUGGAGGCCAUUCGACUCAUCCGCCACUGUGCCAAAUACGUGUCAGAGAGACCACAGGCUCUGAGGGAGUACACUAGUGAUGACAUGAAUGUAGCCCCUGGGGAUCGAGUCUGGGUUCGCGGCUGGUUUCCCAUCCUGUUUGAGCUGUCUUGUAUCAUCAAUCGCUGCAAGUUGGAUGUGCGGACCAGAGGUCUUACAGUCAUGUUUGAAAUCAUGAAGAGUUAUGGGCACACUUUCGAGAAACACUGGUGGCACGACCUCUUCCGAAUCGUCUUCCGAAUUUUCGACAACAUGAAGCUGCCAGAGCAGCAGACAGAGAAAACCGAGUGGAUGACGACAACGUGCAACCACGCGCUCUACGCCAUCUGUGACGUGUUCACGCAGUUCUAUGAGCCUCUCAGUGAGAUCCUGUUGGCGGACAUUUUCACACAGCUCCAAUGGUGUGUCCGGCAAGAUAACGAACAGCUGGCUCGCUCGGGAACCAACUGCCUGGAGAACCUAGUGAUUCUAAACGGAGAGAAGUUCAGCCCCGAAGUGUGGAACUUAACUUGCUCGUGCAUGCUGGAGAUCUUCCAGAAUACCAGUCCUCAAGUCUUGUUGACGUGGCGACCUUCUGGGCAGGAUGAUGAAGCUGCUGACGCUAAACACUUGGAUGUUGACUUUGACACCCAGUCACAGAGCAGCUAUGACAGAGCUCUUUCAGAGAGAGGACACAGCCAAAUGUCGAGUGAUGACACCUGGAAGGGCAAGUCCAACGCUCGAGUUUCAGACCACAGGUUAUUUGCAGGCCUGCUCAUCAAAUGUGUGGUACAGUUGGAGCUAAUCCAAACCGUUGACAACAUCGUCUUCUUUCCGGCGACCAGCAAGAAAGAGGAUGCCGAGAACAUGGCUGCCGCCCAGCGAGAUGUUCUGGAAGAGCCGUCAGCCGAUGCAGUCGGUCCAGAGUCUGAUCAAGGGAUGUACAGACACAUGACCUCUGCUCACCUCUUCAAGCUGCUGGACUGUCUACUGGAGUCGCAUACUUUUGCAAAGGAGUUCAACUCCAAUAAUGAGCAAAGAACAGCCCUCUGGAGGGCAGGCUUCAAAGGGAAGUCCAAGCCCAACCUGUUGAAGCAGGAAACCAGCAGUCUAGCCUGCAGCUUGAGAAUUCUGUUCAGGAUGUACUCGGAUCCCCAGCUGCGCGACUCAUGGCCCGACAUACAAACACGUCUGCUACUGGUGUGUAGUGAAGCUCUGGCGUACUUCAUCAGUCUCACAUCUGAGAGUCAUAGAGAAGCUUGGAACAGUCUGCUGAUGCUGCUGCUCACCAGGACACUCAGGCUGCCUGAUGACAAGUUCAAGCCUCACGCCUCGUGCUACUUCUCCCCCCUGUGCGAGAUGAUGCAGUUUGAUCUGAUUCCCGAGCUGCGCGCCGUCCUGCGACGCUUCUUCCUGCGCAUCGGCUCUGCCUUCCAAAUAGCUGUACCAGGGGCGAUGGGGAGAGACGGCCCCUGA
Nerophis lumbriciformis (worm pipefish) is the source of this 5415-nucleotide messenger RNA. The record is from RefSeq and is a predicted model, not a curated record. NCBI's taxonomy places the organism in Eukaryota, Metazoa, Chordata, Actinopteri, Syngnathiformes, Syngnathidae.